Sapajus apella (tufted capuchin) is the source of this 2320-nucleotide messenger RNA. RefSeq names its product UPF3A regulator of nonsense mediated mRNA decay (gene UPF3A). The transcript is spliced from 10 exons. The record is from RefSeq and is a predicted model, not a curated record. Gene Ontology annotation, cellular component: cytoplasm; nucleolus. The coding region runs from base 53 to 1483 and encodes 476 amino acids. Gene Ontology annotation, molecular function: telomeric repeat DNA binding. Gene Ontology annotation, biological process: nuclear-transcribed mRNA catabolic process, nonsense-mediated decay; positive regulation of translation. Lineage: Eukaryota; Metazoa; Chordata; Mammalia; Primates; Cebidae.
UCGCGAGGUUUUGCCGGGGAUCUGGCGGCUGUGGCUCGACGGCGGGUGCGGGAUGCGCUCGGAAAAAGAGGGGGCCGGAGGCCCGAGGGCGGCCGUUGCCGCCCGAGGCCCGAGCGGGAGAGAGAAGCUAACGGCCGUAGAGGUGCAGUUCCACCGCGAUUCGCCGCAGCGAGAGCCGGAGACGCCGCCAACGUCGUCCUCCGGCUGUGGGGGCGGUGCGGGCAAACCUCGCGAGGAGAAGAGGACGGCCCUGAGCAAGGUGGUCAUCCGCCGCCUGCCCCCGGGCCUCACCAAAGAGCAGCUGGAGGAGCAGCUGCACCCGCUGCCCGCGCACGACUACUUCGAGUUCUUCGCCGCCGACCUGAGUCUUUAUCCUCAUCUCUAUUCAAGAGCGUACAUUAAUUUUAGGAAUCCUGAUGACAUCCUUCUUUUUAGAGAUCGUUUUGAUGGAUAUAUCUUCCUUGACAGCAAAGGCCUAGAAUAUCCUGCAGUGGUAGAGUUUGCUCCAUUCCAGAAGAUAGCCAAAAAGAAGCUGAAAAAAAAAGAUGCCAAGACUGGAAGCAUCGAAGACGAUCCAGAAUAUAAGAAGUUUUUAGAAACCUACUGUGUGGAGGAAGAGAAGACCAGCACCAACCCUGAGAUUCUGCUGGGGGAGAUGGAGGCGAAGACAAGAGAGCUCAUUGCUAGAAGAACCACACCUCUUUUGGAAUAUAUUAAAAAUAGAAAAUUAGAAAAGCAGAGAAUUCGGGAAGAGAAGCGAGAAGAACGGAGGAGGAGAGAGUUAGAAAAGAAACGCUUGCGGGAAGAGGAGAAAAGAAGAAGAAGAGAAGAAGAAAGAUGCAAAAAAAGGGAGACAGAUAAACAGAAGAAAACUGCAGAGAGAGAAGUAAGGAUUAAGCUUCUUAAGAAACCAGAAAAGGGAGAGGAACCAACCACAGAGAGUCCAAAAGAAAGAGGAGAGGAGAUUGAUCCUGGAGUUGGCAAGCAGGAAUCCAGUACCCCCGGCGCAGUCAUAAAAGUCAGGCCCGCGGAAGGCUCGCUGGAGGAGCCCCAGGAGAUGUCACGCAACGGCAGUGACAAAGAGCACAGGGAUGUGGAGAGAUCUCAAGAAAAAGAGCUUGAAGCACAGAGACCCCAUAUGGAUGAUGGCAGGAGGCACAGAGCUUACCACGAGCCUGACCGGCUUUCCAGAAGGAGUGAAGAUGAGCAGAGAUGGGGGAAAGGACCUGCCCAGGACAGAGGGAAGAAGGGGAGCCAGGACAGCGGGGCCCCAGGGGGUGCCGCGGAGAGACCCGGGAGAGCUCAGAGGUGUGACGACAGUCCAGCACCCAGAAAGGAGCGACUGGCAAACAAGGACCGGCCGGCCUUGCAGCUAUAUGAUCCGGGAGCUCGCUUCCGAGCUCGAGAGUGUGGUGGAAGCGGGAGGAACUGCAAGGCAGAAACGUCGGGGACUGGUCCUGAGAACAGGGAAGAGGCAGAGUGAGUCACAGUGUGCACCUGGCCUCCAUGGACGAGCGAAGGCAUCCCAGAAACGUGUACGUGACUCCAAGUGUCACUGGAAGGGAGCACUUACUCGUUACCAGGAAACGAAGCUGAAAAUAAAGAGGGUGACGUAGAAACACACAGAAGCCAUUCUAAAGAAAGUAGUGAUCUUGUCUUAAAUUGAGCAGAAUUCUCGUGGAUUUUAACAUUUCUGGUAUAAACUAGUAUUUGAUGUUUAGCCAAAUCACAAAUGAUUUUCACUGGACAGUAGAAAAGUAUGUGUAAAAUAGGGGAGAAAAUUAGUAUUGGAUCAGUACGAGCCCUGAAGCACUGUCAACGUAUGUUUGUAAGCAGAGGAGCUGUCAGCCUCAUUGUGGCCUCUGAGCCGUGGUGUCGAGGAAAGAGCAGUUCUUGUUUGUUAUCACCUUUGUGAGUCAGUCACACCUGUGCUGUGUUUUAGUCCUUCGGUAGGGAUAUGUAUCAGACUUCACACUAUGUAAAACCCAACAGCUUCAACUAUUGCCAUUUCAGCAGUUUUGUCACUGACUGGAUGAAAAUGAUUUCACAGUCUUGGAUGGAUGCGUUUGUGGUUUGUAACCAUUAUGGUUUAAACCAUGGUUUAAGGAUUUGCCCAAAUAACAGAAAUUUUGUUCAGGAAGGGAUAAAGUGGGUACAGCACAUAGAUGACUUUUAGACACUUUAUUUGUAAAUAACUUAAAAUAGCUUUCUGAAACUAUGCAUCCUACAGUUUUCUUCCUUUCAGUGAAAUUGUUAAAUGUUAAUGUAUUUUUGGCACUAUGAUUUUAACCAUUUAUUAAAUAAUUUUGUUAAAGAGGUA